UCGCAUCAAUCGCCUAUAUAAGCGUGGAACGGUGCUUGUCGUUUGCAGGUUACUUUCAGAGCUUAAGUUCCAAGUAUCUUAGUGUGCAGUGUUCCUGUUAAAACUACUACAAAAUGCCUGAUCCAUGCUGUAACGAGAAAUGCGUCUGUGCCGAGGGUGGCUGCGCAAAGGACUGCAAGUGCGCCAGUUGCAAAUGCGCCCCUUGUGAGAAGUGCGCAUCUGGGUGCGCUUGCCCAUCCAAGGAGGAGUGUGCAACAAGAUGCACCAACCCAUGCAAGUGCUGCCCAUAGACGAACGCAACUCGACUGUCUUCUGCUGCUUGUUGCAUGAUUCGAGCAACAGAAUUGAUCUGUGCAUAUUUUUUUCAUGAAUGACGUAUUAGAAUGGUAAAAUAAACUUAAAAGGGUGUGAA
Penaeus vannamei (Pacific white shrimp) is the source of this 412-nucleotide messenger RNA. RefSeq names its product metallothionein-1. The record is from RefSeq and is a predicted model, not a curated record. NCBI's taxonomy places the organism in Eukaryota, Metazoa, Arthropoda, Malacostraca, Decapoda, Penaeidae. Gene Ontology annotation, molecular function: metal ion binding.